ACCACUGCGACGGACGGCUGCGUUCACGGAGUAUGACUUUUACUAAUUGUUGCUGAUUUGUAUACGACGACCGACGUGGGCAUAUUGUUGUUGUACAUCUUCUUGGAGGAGGAGGAGGCAGGACUUCAUUGUAUUGUUGGUUUUCUGGUAGUUUAUGAUUGUUGUGGCGUGUGAAUGUGUUGGUGGUGAGUUCAGUAGCUUUGUAGACGGAAUAAGAGGCAAAUGCCCCCGGAAUCGGCGUGCGUGGUUUCGUUGUACGACUAUCAUUUACCUUUUAAUCUUGUCUGGAUUUAUUUAGAAUUAGUUGAUUAAAUCGAGUUUAAAAAUAAUUAUUUUAAGUAGGAAAACAUGAAGGUUAAAAUUGAUAAGCAGUGUCCAACUCGUUCCCGCAGUUCAUAUUUUUAUCAAAGUUUUUUAGUGCCGGUAUUAUCACGCCGACAAUUAUGCGUUCUCAUCACACCGAGUUUGUUAUACGUUUUGACGCUGUGCAGUGGUGUCAGGAGUGACGGGAUGACAGAGUUGAAGUACGUCUGGGGAGACGCUCUGACAGAUCCGGAAGCUUUGGGGCCUGAUGGAAAACGAUAUCCAUGGGACACAGCGACACACAUUGCAGGAAGAUCUUCGAGGAUGCCACGCUCCAUUUUAGAGGAGGACGAAUUACCACCUCUUCUCACACCGGAAGAGACGAAAGCCGCCUUACUGGCAAUGUUCCGAUCUGACCUUGACGCUAAUAGUGGAGAGUCGUCGUUGACAAAUUCUAGGAAUUCGCCGGCAGUGAGGACAUAUCACAGACAAGGUCGCAGUGAGACGACAUCUCCCCCAUCUACCACAUCCACCACUUCUGCCCCAGAUGGUGGGUGUGUCCCAACUCGCCUUUGUGAGACGACAUACAACACUACUGCACCGAUGUACGGAAUUUCUCUAACCUCGGGGAAUCCAGUGACAAUCGUACAAAAAUUUCCGGACCUAUUGCAACAAGUUGUGUAUCAAGUUUGCAAGUCCGAGGAAUGUGACGUGAUUCAGGGAGAAUGUGUUCAGACGUACUUGCCUUAUCUGUUCCUUGUGAUCCCGUUGGGACCUGUGACGCUGACUGGACAAGAUUAUGUUUUGGUCGAAAGUGGAUGCACUUGCAGGCCGAAGUAUGCAAAAAGGGAGGAAAAUCAGCCACCUAUCCCCUUCAUCACACCCUUCAACACGACAGCAUCGUCCGCCCAAAAUAAUAACAAAUAUUCCUCCAAUUCAAACAAACCUAGGAUCAAUAAGCGAUUUUAAUGAUGGCAAUUCUCAAUAAAUAAUGUAAUUACCAGAA
This is a messenger RNA of Folsomia candida, 1309 nucleotides long. RefSeq lists its product as uncharacterized. Lineage: Eukaryota; Metazoa; Arthropoda; Collembola; Entomobryomorpha; Isotomidae. The coding region runs from base 349 to 1272 and encodes 307 amino acids. The record is from RefSeq and is a predicted model, not a curated record. The transcript is spliced from 6 exons.